This is a messenger RNA of Centruroides sculpturatus (bark scorpion), 1046 nucleotides long. Its product is annotated as protein lethal(2)essential for life-like. Gene Ontology annotation, molecular function: protein folding chaperone. The record is from RefSeq and is a predicted model, not a curated record. Lineage: Eukaryota; Metazoa; Arthropoda; Arachnida; Scorpiones; Buthidae. Gene Ontology annotation, biological process: protein refolding; response to heat. The transcript has a single exon. Bases 302 to 937 code for a protein of 211 amino acids.
GUUCAAUGGAGUAAAUCGAUCCUCUUCGAUGCAAUUUAUCCGAAAUUAAGGCCCGAAACAUUAAUGCUACAUCACUUUUUAAAAUAUUUGUAGGCGUUAAAUGGAUAGCUGAAUGGCACAACGGCACUUUCCAUUUCGCGCAUCCUUAAUUUAAAUUAUUAAUUAAUAAACAGAAUAUUUUAUCUUUCUAAACCUUGGUGCAAAUGCCGGAGAUUCGAGAACAGACUCGACUUUUCGUUUCUAUAGCAACGUCACCCCGAGAUAGUUACCGACAGAUGGCGCAACGCGUCGUAUUUCCGGAAUGUUCCAGACUGUUCGUAGCUUUGUAUAUAAGCCGCGAGUAGAGUCGGACGAUCAAACUCCACUCGAGUGUCGUCAAGUGCAAAUCUCGUCGGAAAUGAAACCCGUUUGUAGUUUGGUUCCCGUUCUGCCCAUCGACGACUGCUGGGAUCUUGAGGAUCUUCCUCGUCGACUGUUUCGUCGUUUGGAUUCCUUCGACGACGACUUCUGGAUGCCGUCUUUCUACCGGAAACGCGUCAUCGGACGUCGACGUAACAAUUGCAAGCGUAAAUCGAGCUGGAAAGCGGCGAAAGUGGUCGACGGCCAAGAUGGGUUCCGGGUGACGACCGACCUCCGUCACUUCACCCCGGAGGACGUAACUGUCAAAACCGUGGACAAUUGCGUGGUGAUCCACGCUAAACACGAAGAGAGGAUGGACGAAGACGGAUUCGUAUCCAGGGAGUUCACCCGAAGAUACGUUCUUCCCGACCAAGUCGAUCCCGAUGAGGUGACGUCGUCGUUGAGUCCCGACGGAGUAUUGACCGUAGAGGCUCCCAAGAAGUGUCAACAGUUGCCGUGUAACGAGAGGAUAGUUCCUAUAACUGUAGAAAAACAGUUGGAGAGCGGCGAAAAUCUGGACGACGCUCCCAAAGAAUAAUUCCCGUAAUUGCGAUGAAUAUGUAGAUAUUUCGCGCGCUUUAAGUGACUUUUGUAUAGUUUGUAAAUAUUUAUUUCUAAUAAAACAGUGAAAUUUUAAUAAGGUGAAA